AUGGCGCCUCAAAUGAUGGAGUCCAUGCUUGAGGGCGCUGCCUCUCACAAGGCCGUCCUUGCUGUUGUUACCAUUUUGACAUAUGCGACAAUUCGAUGCAUCUAUCAUCUCUACUUUCAUCCUGCAGCUAGAUACCCAGGACCCAAGCUUGCAGCCAUUUCCAAUGUAUGGUAUGCGUACCAAUGGAUCACUGGCAAAUACCCUUUCGCGAUCGCCGAAGCCCACAGAAAAUAUGGCGACGUUGUACGCAUUGCACCAAACGAGCUGGUUUUCAUCACUCCACAGGCUGGAACAGACAUGUUUGGAUCUCAGCAAAAAGGUUUCGAGCAUUUUACCAAAUCUGAUUUCAUCAGCCUUGGUAGAGCUGACCAGGGCAUCACUUGGGAAACAGACCCCGUCAAGCACCGUCAGAAAGUCAAAUGGCUCCUGCCGGCAUUUAGCGCCAAGUCACUCAAGACCAAAGAACCAAUCAUCCAUAAGUAUAUUGACAUUUUUGUGGAAAAGAUGAAGAAGACUGUUCAGAGCGACCGAGGCAUAGAACUGAGACAGUGGGCAGACUGGCUUGCCAUGGACAUAGCAGCCGAUCUGGGAUAUAGCCGGGAGAUGGACCAACUGAAAGAGGAGAGAUCUUCGCCAUACCUGGAGUCCAUCUGGGCUGCCAACUUCUUUGUCACGAUGCACACAAACGCGAAGAAGUUCCCUCUGCUUGGCUGGCUUCAGUAUUUCUCUGUGCCACCUGCGGCCAUUGGGAACUACGUAAGAGCCAUUAGUGCCAACAACAAGGCAUUCAUGAAACGCAUCGAUGAUCGGGGCAUGACACAGCACCCAGACCAUUUUGACCAACUUCUGGCUCCCGGUGCCCCUAUCCCCCCUAAAAAUGACCUUGAAUCUCUCGAGACCAUUUGUCUACAUCUACUCCUGGCGGGAUACGAACCCAUCUCAAGUUCCUUCCACGGCAUUAUAGCGUUAAUUCUGCAGGAUCCCCCGAGCUACCAACGUCUGGUUAAGGAGAUCCGGGGUACGUUUAUUAGCUACGACGAUAUCACAGCCGACUCUCUAGUUCCUCUCAAGUUCUUGUAUGCCACUGUCAUGGAGCAGCUCCGUAUCAUUGUGGUUGGCGCCACCGGUCAACCGCGCGUGAGUCCUGGUGCCACAGUCGACGGGCACUAUAUUCCCAAGGGUGUUGAAGUGCAAUACGGCAACUACGCCUUUACGCGUGACUCGAGAUGGUUCUAUGACCCAUACAAUUUCCGGCCUCAACGCUGGCUGCCUCGGGAUCACGCGGACUGGGACGCUGCCUUUGAGAAUGAUGCUCGCGACGACUUCCACCCAUGGAGCGUCGGCAUCCGCGCCUGCCCCGGUAUGACUCUAUCGUGGCAUGAGAUUCGACUCAUCAUUGCCAAGGUGCUCUGGACCUUUGAUGUGGAAUUGUUACCGGGCCAAGACAUUAAUUACGAGAGAGAUUUCAAGCUUUGGGGCAUGUUGGAAAAGCCUGAUCUCUGGGUUCGGUUUAAGCCGGUGGAUCGAUAG
Messenger RNA from Pestalotiopsis fici W106-1, 1530 nucleotides. RefSeq lists its product as uncharacterized. The transcript is spliced from 8 exons. Bases 1 to 1530 code for a protein of 509 amino acids. NCBI's taxonomy places the organism in Eukaryota, Fungi, Ascomycota, Sordariomycetes, Amphisphaeriales, Sporocadaceae. Gene Ontology annotation, molecular function: heme binding; oxidoreductase activity, acting on paired donors, with incorporation or reduction of molecular oxygen; monooxygenase activity. The record is from RefSeq and is a predicted model, not a curated record.